AUGACCGGCAAACUCGCCGAGAAGCUGCCGGUGACCAUGAGCAGUUUGCUAAACCAACUGCCUGACAAUCUGUACCCCGAGGAGAUCCCCAGCGCGCUCAACCUCUUUUCUGGCAGCAGCGACUCGGUAGCCCAUUACAAUCAGAUGGCUACAGAGAAUGUGAUGGACAUCGGUCUGACCAACGAGAAGCCCAACCCGGAACUCUCUUAUUCGGGCUCCUUCCAGCCAGCCCCUGGCAACAAGACCGUGACCUACUUGGGAAAGUUCGCCUUCGACUCCCCUUCCAACUGGUGCCAGGACAACAUCAUUAGCCUCAUGAGCGCCGGCAUCUUGGGGGUGCCCCCGGCCUCUGGGGCACUCAGCACGCAAACCUCCACGGCCAGCAUGGUGCAGCCGCCACAGGGGGAAGUGGAGGCCAUGUAUCCGGCGCUGCCCCCCUAUUCUAACUGCAGUGAUCUCUACUCGGAGCCUGUGUCUUUCCAUGACCCCCAGGGCAACCCCGGGCUCGCCUAUUCUCCCCAGGAUUACCAAUCGGCCAAACCGGCCUUGGACAGCAAUCUCUUCCCCAUGAUUCCUGACUACAACCUAUACCACCACCCCAACGACAUGGGCUCCAUUCCGGAGCACAAGCCCUUCCAGGGCAUGGACCCCAUCCGGGUCAACCCGCCCCCUAUUACCCCCCUGGAGACCAUCAAGGCAUUCAAAGACAAGCAGAUCCACCCGGGCUUUGGCAGCCUGCCCCAGCCGCCGCUCACGCUCAAGCCCAUACGGCCCCGCAAGUACCCCAACAGACCCAGCAAGACCCCGCUCCACGAGCGGCCCCACGCAUGCCCGGCGGAGGGCUGCGACCGCCGUUUCAGCCGCUCGGACGAGCUGACCCGGCAUCUGCGCAUCCACACGGGCCACAAGCCCUUCCAGUGCCGGAUCUGCAUGCGGAGCUUCAGCCGCAGCGACCACCUUACCACUCACAUCCGCACGCAUACGGGCGAGAAGCCCUUUGCCUGCGAAUUCUGCGGGCGCAAGUUUGCGCGCAGCGACGAGCGCAAGCGCCACGCCAAGAUCCACCUCAAGCAAAAGGAGAAGAAGGCGGAGAAGGGGGGUGCGCCUUCUGCGUCCUCGGCGGCCCCGGUGUCCCUGGCCCCUGUGGUCACCACCUGCGCCUGA
This is a messenger RNA of Mesoplodon densirostris (Blainville's beaked whale), 1164 nucleotides long. RefSeq names its product early growth response 3 (gene EGR3). NCBI's taxonomy places the organism in Eukaryota, Metazoa, Chordata, Mammalia, Artiodactyla, Ziphiidae. The coding region runs from base 1 to 1164 and encodes 387 amino acids. Gene Ontology annotation, molecular function: RNA polymerase II cis-regulatory region sequence-specific DNA binding; DNA-binding transcription factor activity, RNA polymerase II-specific. Gene Ontology annotation, biological process: regulation of transcription by RNA polymerase II. The transcript has 2 exons. The record is from RefSeq and is a predicted model, not a curated record.